Messenger RNA from Brassica rapa (field mustard), 1825 nucleotides. RefSeq names its product altered inheritance of mitochondria protein 32. NCBI's taxonomy places the organism in Eukaryota, Viridiplantae, Streptophyta, Magnoliopsida, Brassicales, Brassicaceae. The record is from RefSeq and is a predicted model, not a curated record.
UUGUUUAUUUAAUUUAAACCAAGGAUAUUAGGGACAUUUUACCCUUUAAUGAAUGUCAUUUUUGUGACUUUCUCCUUCUAGUGCUCUUUUUGAGACAUAAACUUCAAAAGGUGCUAUUAUUGACAAUUGCCCAGUUUUUAAUCCUUGUAAAUUGUAACUAUGGUUUAAUUAUAUUAUCACCAGUGGUAUAAAAUAGAUGUUUAAGCUCACAUCACCAGACCAUUAGCUUGCAAGAAAAUGAUAUAAUACGUGUGGUACAGUUGACCAACGUGGCAUAAUAUAACUAAAGCAACUGGCUGUCACUAAACAAUUAGAUAACGAACGAGUCGCUCUGCAGGAUUCCGUCUGUCAGGUAGAGUUUACAUCACCAACCUGUCAUAUCACAAAAUACAGGACCCACACUCGUGUGUGUGCCUCGAGACGUGUUCGAACGAUCGAAUAUUAAAACGUUGAAGUUGCACUGCGUGCGUCCUCUAUUUUCGAAUCUGCUUCUUCUUCAAUCCCCUUCUCUCUCUCUCUCUUUGAAAGAUGACGACUGUUGAGAAUAUGAGCUCAGUUCCGGCGUCGGAAGACUCGGAGUUCGGGUUCAAGAGGCCGGAGAUGUACAGCACCAACAUCGCUAACUCCAUAACUUCGUACGGUCGCCAUGUUUUCGUUCUCUACAAGACUCCUGAAGCUUGGAUCUCACACGUCGAGGAGGAAGGUUUGCCUCAGAGGUUCGCUACGUUGCUCAAGGAUCGCAAAUCGGAUCUCCUUGUUCAGACUAAGCUGAAUGUAUGCGAAGGUGGUGGAUCUGAUGGAGAUGUGUUGAUUUUUCCUGAUAUGGUUAGAUACAAGGGGAUUAAGGAUACUGAAGUGGAAAGUUUCUUUGAAGAUGUGCUUGUGAAUGGGAAUCCAUGGAGAUCUGGGAGAGAGGAAAAGAUAUCUGGAACAUUUGUGUUCGUGUGUACUCACGCUAGUCGAGACAAGAGAUGUGGUGUUUGUGGACCGGUCAUCUUAGAGAGGUUCGUGCAGGAGAUUGGCUCUCGUGGACUAUCAGACCAAAUCUCUCUCAAGCGAUGCUCUCACGUUGGACAGCACAAGUAUGCUGGUAAUAUAAUCAUCUUCAGUCCUGAUUCUGCUGGAAAGAUCUCUGGCAAUUGGUAUGGGUAUGUAACUCCUGAUGAUGUUCCUGAAUUGCUUGACCAGCAUAUUGCAAAAGGAGAAAUCAUUCAAAGGAUUUGGAGGGGACAAAUGGGCUUAGCUGAAGGUGUAGCUGAGAAAGAGCAUGAACAGAGAGUGGUGCCGAACGGUAACCCUGUAGUUGAGAAUUUCACAGGAGGGUGUUGCCAAGGAGCAAACGGCAGUGUUUCGUGUUGCCAAAACGAAAACCCAAAGCCAGAGCCAGUCAAGAAAGAAGGAAAGUGCGCCAUAUGGUUCCAGCCUCUUGACAAAGAAGAGAUGUAUCUUGGAGCAGCCGUGGUUGGAGCCGUUGCAACUUUAGCCAUGAUUGGUUACACCUUUUUCAAGAGGUCAGGAUAAAGAACAACCUAACCUUACGCUUCUUACUUGGCUAUUUGAUUCAAACAGAAGUUUUGUUUAUGUUUUUUUUUUAUCUGUCAUUUCAUACCAUUUAAGAAACAUACAAACCUUUUUGGUUUCUGGGAGUUUUUUUUUUAAUUCUCUUCUUUUAUGUAGUUUUCAUUAUCUUCCACUUUGUGGUUGUUCUUUGUAUUUUGUGGUUUGGUGAAAAUUUUCUUGAUGGGCCAUAUUGUAUCUGAAUGAUAUCUUUUUUUUUUAUAUGGGGCAACUUCUUGGGACUUAAUAAAACUUUGAUUUGGUUUAA